Vanessa tameamea is the source of this 8012-nucleotide messenger RNA. RefSeq names its product myosin-VIIa (gene ck). Gene Ontology annotation, cellular component: myosin complex; cytoskeleton. The coding region runs from base 253 to 6750 and encodes 2165 amino acids. The transcript has 14 exons. The record is from RefSeq and is a predicted model, not a curated record. Lineage: Eukaryota; Metazoa; Arthropoda; Insecta; Lepidoptera; Nymphalidae. Gene Ontology annotation, molecular function: cytoskeletal motor activity; protein binding; ATP binding.
CAAGCGCUACAGGUAGGUUAACAUUCACGGUCUGUCGCAUUUGGUGCUCCUGUGCGCUCUCCGUCGCGGCUCCAGCAUCGAAACCGUACGUUAACGAUAAAAUGUCCGAAGAUUUGUGACUGGUGAUCGUGGGUGAUUCAACCGAGUGUUCGGUUUAUCAAGUGAUUGUGAUAUGACGACGGGCGCUGGCAUUUGAUCGUGCGACUCAGUGGAUCUUAACGAUCGAGCCGGUGACCACAUGUCGGCGCCAUCAUGGUGAUCGUUACCAGAGGUGAUUACAUAUGGAUCGAGCCGGUGUCAGGGCGCGAGUUCGACGUCGCCAUCGGAGCACGCGUGCUCGCCGCGGAGGGGCGGCGCAUACGCGUGCGCGACGACGAUGGCAACGAACAAUGGCUCCCGCCGGAGAGACGCAUCAAGGCGAUGCAUGCCACCUCAGUGCAUGGCGUCGAGGACAUGAUCUCCUUGGGCGAUCUUCACGAAGCCGGUAUACUGAGGAAUCUGCUCAUCCGAUACAAUGACAACCUCAUUUAUACGUAUACGGGUUCAAUAUUGGUGGCCGUGAAUCCCUACCAAAUAUUACCAAUUUAUACAGCAGACCAAAUCAAGUUAUAUAAGGAGAGGAAGAUAGGUGAACUACCCCCACAUAUCUUUGCCAUCGGUGAUAAUGCUUACGCGCACAUGCGUCGGUACGGGCAGGAUCAAUGCAUUGUUAUCAGCGGGGAAUCGGGCGCGGGGAAGACUGAAUCAACAAAGUUAAUUUUGCAAUACCUCGCCGCUAUUAGUGGAAAACAUUCUUGGAUAGAACAACAGAUUUUAGAGGCGAAUCCAAUUCUAGAAGCUUUUGGUAACGCUAAAACCGUGCGGAACGAUAAUUCGUCGCGUUUUGGUAAAUAUAUCGACAUCCACUUUAACAACAACGGUGUCAUCGAAGGAGCUAAAAUAGAACAAUAUUUAUUAGAAAAGUCUAGGAUAGUAUCCCAAGGGACUGAUGAGAGAAAUUAUCACGUAUUUUAUUGUUUGCUGGCGGGUUUAUCGAGAGAAGAAAAGAAGAAAUUAGAGUUAACGGAACCAUCAGAGUACCGCUAUUUAUCUGGGGGUGGCAGCUUCACUUGCGAAGGUAGAGAUGACGCCGCCGAAUUUGCAGAUAUCCGCUCUGCGAUGAAAGUGCUAUUGUUUACCGAAGCAGAAAUAUGGGAAAUAUUAAAACUGCUUGCAGCAGUAUUACAUACCGGAAAUAUAAAAUACGAGGCAACUGUAGUUGAUAAUUUAGAUGCAACAGAAAUUAUAGAACAAGCAAACGUUAAGAGGGUUGCGCAUCUAUUGGGGGUACCAACACAGUCUCUUAUUGAUGCCCUAACUAGAAAAACUUUAUUUGCUCAUGGAGAAACAGUUGUGUCUACGCUAAGCAGGGACCAGUCGGUUGAUAUUAGGGAUGCUUUUGUUAAAGGUAUUUAUGGACGUUUGUUCGUGACUAUCGUGAGAAAAAUUAAUGCUGCAAUUUAUAAACCCAAAUCCACAACACGAACGGCUAUCGGUGUACUCGAUAUAUUCGGUUUUGAAAACUUUGAUAUAAAUAGUUUUGAACAAUUUUGUAUUAAUUUUGCUAAUGAAAAUCUUCAACAGUUCUUUGUAAGACACAUAUUUAAGUUAGAGCAGGAGGAAUACAAUCACGAGGGAAUCAAUUGGCAACACAUAGAAUUCGUUGACAACCAAGACGCUCUAGAUCUGAUUGCUUUAAAACAGUUAAACAUAAUGGCGUUAAUAGACGAAGAAUCCAAAUUUCCGAAAGGUACAGAUCAAACUAUGUUAGCGAAGUUACAUAAAACGCAUGGCUCACAUAGAAACUACCUCAAACCUAAGUCAGAUAUAAACACAAGCUUUGGUCUGAAUCAUUUUGCUGGUAUCGUAUUUUACGACACACGAGGUUUCCUGGAAAAAAAUCGUGACACGUUUAGUGCUGACUUAUUACAGUUGAUUCACAUUUCAACAAAUAAGUUUCUACAGCAAAUAUUUCAAGAAGACAUAAUCAUGGGGUCGGAAACGCGCAAACGAACUCCAACAUUAUCAACACAAUUUAAAAAAUCAUUAGACUUACUCAUGAGAACUUUAGGAACUUGUCAACCGUUCUUCAUACGAUGCAUCAAACCCAAUGAGUUUAAAAAACCCAUGAUGUUCGAUCGAGGGUUGUGCUGCAGACAGUUGAGAUAUUCUGGAAUGAUGGAAACUAUUAGAAUCAGAAGAGCUGGGUAUCCAAUCAGGCAUAGUUUUAAGGAAUUUGUUGAAAGGUAUAGAUUUCUGAUAUCGGGAGUACCGCCUGCCCACAAAACCGAAUGUCGGGCUGCAACUGCAAAAAUUUGUGCAACUGUCCUCGGCAAAUCUGAUUACCAGCUAGGUCACACCAAAGUAUUUUUGAAAGAUGCUCAUGAUUUAUUCCUCGAACAAGAAAGAGAUAGAGUGCUCACUCGAAAGAUACUAAUAUUACAAAGAUCUAUUCGCGGAUGGGUGUAUAGGAGACGCUUUUUAAAAAUGAGAGCUGCCGCUAUUUUAAUACAACGUCACUGGAGAGGAAAAUUACAAAGAAUUCGUUACAACAAAAUGAAGGUUGGAUACGCGAGAUUGCAAGCACUUAUUCGCGCUAGAGUUUUGGCUCAUCGGUUUAGACAUUUACGCGGACAUAUAGUUUCACUACAAGCAGCCGCUCGUGGUUAUCUGGUCCGACGCUCAUACGGUCACAAGAUGUGGGCGAUAGUAAAGAUACAGAGCCACGUAAGGCGUCUAAUUGCAAUGCGCCGUUACCGAAGACUGAAGCAAGAGGCCAAAGCACACAACGAGGCGUUGCGCUUGCGCAGACAGGAGGAGCAGCGCUUGCAGCACCAGGGGAACACGCGCGCUAAGGAGAUCGCGGAGCAGAAUUACAGGGAACGUAUGUAUGAACUGGAGAGGCGUGAAGCUGAAUUAGUUCAAGAGGAAAAACGGCAACUAGAAGCUAAAAGAACGUUACUACAAGAGGCAGCUCGUAAACAAGAUGAGCCAGUAGAUGACAGUAAAUUAGUGGAAGCCAUGUUCGAUUUUCUCCCCGACUCUAGCAGUGAAGCACCUGCUCCUAAAGAUACAUCCGUAUUUAGCGAUCUACCACAACAGAGAGCCGAUCAACAAGAGAUGGUGACACCAAUGCAAACAACCUCAGAAGAUGAAGAGGAUCUAUCAGAGUUUAAGUUCCAAAAGUUUGCAGCUACAUAUUUCCAGGGCAAUGUCACACAUCAGUAUUCUAGAAAACCUUUAAAACAUCCGUUAUUACCAUUACAUACACAAGGAGAUCAAUUGGCGGCCCAAGCGUUAUGGAUUACAAUUCUGCGUUUCACUGGAGACUUACCGGAGCCAAGAUAUCAUACAAUGGAUAGAGAUAACACAUCAGUAAUGUCUAAAGUUACUGCGACACUUGGCCGAAAUUUCAUAAGGUCCAAAGAAUUCCAGGAAGCGCAAAUGAUGGGCGUCGACCCUGAUGCGUAUAUGAACAAACAAAAACCGAGAUCCAUUAGGCAUAAGCUGGUUUCAUUAACUUUAAAGAGAAAAAAUAAACUUGGAGAAGACGUCAGAAGAAAGUUACAGGAUGAAGAAUAUACAGCUGAUAGUUAUCAGUCAUGGUUAGAAUCUCGACCAACGUCGAAUUUAGAAAAACUUCAUUUUAUUAUAGGUCAUGGUAUCUUACGAGCGGAAUUGAGGGAUGAAAUAUAUUGCCAAAUAUGCAAGCAAUUAACAAACAAUCCAUCUAAAUCGUCUCAUGCUCGUGGCUGGAUUUUACUUUCAUUAUGCGUUGGUUGUUUCGCUCCUAGUGAAAAGUUCGUGAAUUACCUUAGAGCCUUUAUUAGAGAAGGCCCUCCUGGUUAUGCACCGUAUUGUGAAGACCGACUUAAAAGAACAUUCAACAAUGGAACAAGGAAUCAGCCACCAUCGUGGCUAGAACUUCAAGCUACAAAAUCUAAAAAACCUAUAAUGUUACCCAUUACGUUCAUGGAUGGCAAUACCAAGACAUUAUUAGCUGACUCGGCGACGACCGCAAGAGAACUUUGUAAUCAGCUAUCGGAUAAAAUUGGUCUUCGUGAUCAAUUUGGUUUUUCAUUAUAUAUUGCAUUGUUUGAUAAAGUAAGUUCACUCGGCAGUGGCGGUGACCACGUUAUGGAUGCCAUAUCACAGUGUGAGCAGUAUGCGAAAGAACAGGGUGCACAAGAACGAAAUGCUCCAUGGAGGUUGUUCUUCCGAAAAGAAAUAUUCGCUCCAUGGCAUGAUCCUACGGAAGAUCAAGUAGCAACAAAUCUUAUUUAUCAGCAAGUUGUUAGAGGUGUAAAAUUUGGAGAAUAUAGAUGUGAUAAGGAAGAAGAUUUAGCAAUGAUCGCUGCUCAGCAGUAUUAUAUUGAGUACGGCCAAGACAUGAACUCAGAACGACUUUAUACUCUAUUGCCAAAUUACAUUCCCGAUUAUUGUUUGACUGGAGUCGAAAAGGCAGUUGAUCGAUGGGGUGCUCUAGUAGUUACAGCGUAUAAAAAAAGUUACUAUGUGAAAGAAAAAGUUCCUGCAUAUAGAGUUAAAGAAGACGUAGUUAGUUAUGCGAAGUUCAAAUGGCCUUUACUCUUUUCUAGAUUUUAUGAAGCCUACAGAAAUUCGGGACCAAACUUACCUAAGAACGAUGUGAUUAUAGCAGUUAAUUGGACCGGUGUGUAUGUUGUCGACGAUCAAGAGCAGGUUCUGCUUGAGCUGUCAUUCCCUGAAAUAACAACGGUUUCAAGUCAGAAGACUAAUAAAGUAUUUACACAAACAUUUAGUUUAUCUACGGUGCGUGGUGAAGAGUUCACGUUCCAAAGUCCUAAUGCUGAAGAUAUUCGUGAUUUGGUUGUCUAUUUCUUAGAAGGCUUAAAGAAAAGAUCUAAAUUUGUUAUUGCGUUACAAGAUUAUAAAGCACCUGGAGAAGGUUCUAGUUUUUUGACUUUCCUAAAGGGAGACCUGAUAGUUCUAGAAGAAGAUAGUACAGGCGAAUCAGUUCUAAAUAAUGGGUGGUGUAUUGGUCGUUGUGAAAGAUCUAUGGAGAGAGGUGAUUUUCCUGCCGAAACUGUUUACGUAUUACCUGCCUUAAGUAAGCCACCACCGGAUAUAUUAGCAUUAUUCUGUCAAGAGGGGGCACAACACGGAAGACGAGCUCCCACGAGUACAUUUAAUGGUACAGAAUCAAGAGAUAAACCUCAUAAUUUGCUAGAAUACGCUUUGGACCAUUUUAGAUUACCACCAAAAAGAACAACGUCGAAAGCUCUUACACUGUCAACGGCGAAGCGGGGUGCUGAAGAAUUAUGGAGACAUGCAAGAGAGCCUAUCAAACAACCAUUACUUAAAAAAUUACAAGCCAAAGAGGAAUUAGCUGAAGAAGCUUGUUUCGCCUUUACAGCCAUACUCAAGUAUAUGGGAGAUCUUCCUUCGAAACGACCUCGUAUUGGUAACGAAUACACAGACCACAUUUUUGAUGGCCCACUUAAACAUGAAAUCUUACGGGACGAAAUUUACUGUCAGGUAAUGAAACAACUCACGGACAACAGAAAUAGAAUGUCAGAAGAAAGAGGUUGGGAGUUAAUGUGGCUGGCCACAGGGCUAUUCGCGUGUAGUCAAGGUCUACUGAGGGAAUUAACAUUGUUCCUCAGGACUAGAAGAUAUCCAAUUGCCCAAGAUUCGUUACAAAGACUUCAGAAAACAUUACGGAACGGACAAAGGAAAUAUCCUCCUCAUCAAGUCGAAGUGGAAGCAAUACAACACAAAACCACUCAGAUAUUCCACAAAGUCUAUUUCCCAGAUGAUACAGACGAGGCGUUUGAAGUCGAUUCAUCCACGAGAGCAAAAGACUUUUGUCAAAACAUCGCGCAAAGAUUAAAUCUUAGAUCUAGUGAAGGCUUUAGUUUGUUUGUUAAAAUAGCGGAUAAGGUGAUAUCUGUACCGGAGGGCGAUUUCUUCUUCGACUUUGUUCGUCAUCUCACUGAUUGGAUUAAAAAAGCACGACCGACAAGAGACGGCAUCACUCCUCAAUUCACGUACCAGGUGUUCUUCAUGAAGAAACUCUGGACAAAUACGGUGCCUGGCAAGGACCGCGCGGCGGACGUUAUCUUCCACUUCCACCAAGAGCUGCCCAAGCUGCUUCGCGGCUACCACCGCUGCGGGCGCGACGAGGCCGCCAGGCUCGCCGCUCUCGCCUACCGCGCUCGGUUCGGAGAAAACAAGCAGGAACUGCAGGCAAUUCCACAAAUGCUUCGUGAAUUGAUCCCAGCGGAUCUGAUUAAACUCCAAAGCUCAGCAGACUGGAAACGAGCGAUCGUAGCCUCCUACAACCAGGACGCUGGAAUGACGCCAGAGGACGCCAAGAUCACUUUCCUCAAGGUCAUAUACCGGUGGCCGACGUUCGGUUCCGCAUUUUUCGAAGUGAAGCAGACCACGGAACCGAAUUAUCCAGAACUGCUACUCAUUGCCAUCAACAAGCACGGUGUCAGCUUAAUACACCCUCAGUCAAAGGAUAUUCUGGUCACACAUCCGUUUACAAGGAUUUCGAAUUGGUCAUCUGGCAACACAUACUUUCACAUGACCAUCGGUAACCUCGUUCGAGGUUCGAAACUCCUCUGUGAGACAUCGCUCGGAUACAAAAUGGACGAUUUACUAACAUCGUAUAUCUCCCUCAUGCUUACUAACAUGAAUAAACAACGAUCCAUGCGAGUAAAAUAAAUAAAUUAUUGAGGAUCUCGACCGAUAAAAAAUACGUAUCAAAUUGAACUGUUAUUUUUUUAACGCGUAGUGAUAAGUUCUCUCGCUUUUUGGCGGAAUAUUUAAUAUCUGUGGUUGCUUGAAUAAAUUUAUCGUUUAGUGCUACGGAGUGUGUGCGAUACAAAUUAAAAUUUAAACGAUAUUAAAAAUCGCAUUUCAAUAUAUACACAUCACAUUGUAUACCAGUUAAUUUCUUUAAAAAAAUAGUACCGCUUAUGCGUAACAUCAAUUUAUACUGUGUCUAACGAAUUAUAUGAAAAAUAUACUUCUUAUAAAUAAUCCGUCCAGAAUGAGAUAUAUCUUUUUAAAAAAUAAUAAUAUAUUACAAAAUUAUUACAAUACCUAACUUUUUUAUCGAACGUAUUAACGAUUUUAAUUUUAGUACAAUAUUUUUGAUAUUAACGAUAUAAACAAAUUUAGAAAAUAAUAUUUAAGUUAUACGAUAUAGGACAUGUACACGUUUCUGAGAUAAAGCGGAAACAUUUCGUCCUAUAUCUCGAGUUAUAUAUAUAUAAUAACCCAUUUUUCUCGUAUUAUGCGAUAUUGUGUAUAUUAAUAUAAGGAAUGAUCUGUUAUUUCUACUCUAUAAUCGGUUAUGGUUGAAUUACGUGAAUAUUUGAAUUUAGUUUUGAUGUCUGGAAGUGGCAUAACUACAUAUAACAUGGCCCCCAAAUUAUUUUAUGAUUCGUAAAAAAUGUUGCUGAUAUUUUCAGUAAGCAUUUCUUGGAAACACCGAUUUUUUUGUAUAACUGCGUGCUUAUGAGAAGGCCCUCUGAUUUAGAGGGACGUGGGGCUUUGUUAUUGUACUAGUAAAACCACUAAAACGUUUGCUGACGUACCAUUGUACUUUUUUUUUUUUUAAUUAAACGAUGAAUUUUCGGACAAAAAUGAUUAAAAAUAUAUUUUGAAUGAAAUGCUUAAAAGGUUCCCGUGUAAUUGAUUUCAGCUACAAAAUAUCAAUAAAACUGUAAUCUGAGGUUGUUUAUGAAACCGCCUUAACAAAGACAUUUAUAAAUUGAUUUCUUAUUAACGCUAUUUAUAAUGCUAUUCACUUACAACUUACCAGCAUAAACAAAUUAUAUUUAUUUGUAUUAGCUAAGAAAUAUAUAUUGUAAAAUUAUCGAUGUUAUGCCAUGAGUUCGGAGACAAUAUUCCUUUGUUUUAUAUUUUGCUUAAAAAUAAAAGUGGUAUUUGUGAGUGGUUGUAAACAUGAGUCACAAUGA